Messenger RNA from Paramacrobiotus metropolitanus, 1478 nucleotides. RefSeq names its product quinone oxidoreductase-like. Gene Ontology annotation, molecular function: NADPH binding; zinc ion binding; mRNA 3'-UTR binding. NCBI's taxonomy places the organism in Eukaryota, Metazoa, Tardigrada, Eutardigrada, Parachela, Macrobiotidae. Gene Ontology annotation, cellular component: cytosol. The record is from RefSeq and is a predicted model, not a curated record. The transcript has 7 exons. Bases 244 to 1221 code for a protein of 325 amino acids.
GUUAGAUACUUAUCGUUAGAUGUUAGGCUCACUUAGGCAGUCAGUCAGCUGUGUUGAAUUUGUUGUCAGCUUCUUUCAGUUUUACCUGAUAACGUAAAUUUGAUUCUCGUACUUUUGAUACGACUACGAGUAUCCUUUCAGUAAUAACCCCAUAGUUUAUAGAUUGUGAAAUUAUCGCACCAGAACUUUUGGGAUACUUCGAACCAUAGAAAUCCGGGUAGUCGUGCUUUUGGCAUACAGUCCAUGCUACGCUCCAUUAUGCGAGCCAUUCGAGUGCAUAAGUUCGGGGGCCCGGAAGUGCUCCAGGUGGAGACGGCUCAGAUCCCCCGACCGGAAGCGAACGAAGUAUUGGUGAAAGUUAAAGCAGCUGGUGUAAAUCCCGUUGAUACAUACGUUCGCCAAGGAUCGUAUGGUCCAAAAGAAUUUCCAUACAUACCGGGAGCAGAUGCUGCAGGAGUUGUUGAAGCUGUUGGAAACGGCGUCACGAACGUACAGGUUGGAGAUCGGGUCUUUUGCAACGGAGCGAGUGGAUCAUAUUGCGAAUUUAUAGUUGCCAAAGCGGUAAAAGUGUUUCGCCUUCCGGAGCGCUUGUCAUUCAGCCAAGGCGCUGCAUUGCCGGUGCCGUAUUUUACCGCUCUGCGAGCACUGACUUACAAGGCCCAUGCCCAGCCAGGUGAAACCGUUCUGGUUCAUGGUGCAUCCGGCGGAGUAGGAAUUGCCGCGUGCCAGAUUGCAUCGGGCUUGAAAAUGCACGUGGUUGGAACGGCCAGUACGGACGAAGGAGCGAAACUUGUCAAAGAUAAUGGCGCGUCUGCUGUCCUCAAUCACAAGGAUCCAAAUCAUGCUGAGAAUCUGAAGAAAGCGACCAAUGGUAAAGGAUUCGAUGUCAUUCUGGAAAUGCUGGCCAAUGUGAAUCUUGCCACGGAUAUGGAUAUUGUGGCCGAACGUGGACGAAUUGUUGUGAUUGGCAGUCGGGGAAAAAUUGAAAUUGACCCUCGUGCCAUUAUGCAAAAAGAAUCGCUCUGCACGGCUGUGGCGUUAAUGAAAUCAACGGACCAGGAAUGGCAAGAGAUGGGAGCCACCGUUUUGCAGGGAAUAGAGGCUGGCUGGAUUAAUCCCAUUGUGGACGAAGAAUAUCCUUUAGAUAAAGCCGGUGAAGCUCACAAAGCGGUAAUCGACCAUGGUUCCGGUUCCAAGGGCAAAAUUGUGAUUGUUAUAUAGCCUGUAAAUAUUUAUGGUCAUUAUUCAGUGGGGACUUGUGGGGUUAAUGAAGAAAUUCGCUUCUAUUUUUUUAGUGAUUAGUACGAGUAUUGAAUAGUAUUAGGAACAUUGCGCCGCGUACUUGGAAUACUUCUUUUCAUUUGACGUUACCAUUUGAAAGUUGUGGCUAUUUUGCGCUGAGCUCUAAAAGCAUGACAUAACGUUUUUGCUCAUAUUUCACAUUCAGUCUUAAUUAUAAACGCUUUGCAUAUGGUUAA